Molecule: messenger RNA, 918 nt
Organism: Colletotrichum truncatum
Lineage: Eukaryota; Fungi; Ascomycota; Sordariomycetes; Glomerellales; Glomerellaceae
Source: RefSeq, a predicted model, not a curated record
AUGGCCGACGACUUCGCUCCCCCUACGGGACCCCCGCCUCCUAAGGCACCCGAGGUUCCUCCAGGCUGGGCCGCCCGCUGGAAUGAUCAGUACAAAGAAUGGUUCUACGUGAACCUCCACACAAAGAAGUCCCAGUGGGAGAAGCCUACUGAGCCAGCGCUUCCUCCCCCGCCCCCCGCAGAUGGGCAUCCUGGCGGCCCUCCUCCGGGCUACGCCCCGAGACCAGGCGAUCCGACGCCUCCUGUAGACGUCAAGACGAAUCCGUACGAGAACCAUAGCUCAACUCCUCAACCCUCCGGUCCUGCUGGCUCAUCCUUGACCGAGGACGAACGGUUAGCCCGUCAGCUCCAGGCGGAGGAGGACCAACGCAAUCGUGGCUCUCAUUCCCCAAUGCCCGGCCAAGCAUUGCAGCAACAGCAGCACCAGCACUCCCAAAGCCCUUUCCCAGAGCAGUUGCCCCCUCGUGUUCAAGAGCGUGGCAAGAGCAGUGGGUUCCUGGGUAAGCUGCUCGGCAAGGCCAAGACUGGUGGUAGCAGUCACGGACAGCCGGCAUACGGAGGAUAUCCGCCCCAGCAACCACAAUACGGCGGUUACCCACCCCAGCCACAGUACGGAGGAUACCCUCCUCAACAGGGCUAUUAUCCUCCUCAGCAGCACGGCUACGGUGGUUACGGCGGAGGACAUCCUCAGGCCGGAUACGGCGGUUACCCCCAGCAGCAGAUGGCUGGCAGGAGACCAGGCGGCGGUGGCGGUAUGGGUAUGGCCGGUGGAAUGGCACUUGGUGCCGGUGCUGGUUUGCUUGGUGGUGCGCUUAUUGCGGAUCAUAUGGCUGAUGAGCAGCACGAGGCCUAUGCCGAAGGAUACAAUGACGGAGCCGGUGGUGACGAUUUCGGUGGUGGUGACGACUUUGACUUCUAA